Molecule: messenger RNA, 1121 nt
Organism: Pimephales promelas (fathead minnow)
Lineage: Eukaryota; Metazoa; Chordata; Actinopteri; Cypriniformes; Leuciscidae
Source: RefSeq, a predicted model, not a curated record
UUAAUAUUCUGGCUUCAAAUUAAUCCCUAGAGUAUUUAAACGAAAUAAGGAAAAAGAAAAGAAAAAAAGUGAUAUCGGAUGUUCCUAGUUUGCGCAAUGACGUUGUGCGUGACCUGCGUUUCCAGGGGAACGUGACUUGUUUGGACUGGCGUGCCGUGCAGGUGGAAGGGAGGAACGGUGGUUUUCAGUCGCUUUGUUACAUUUCGAUAAAUAUUUACAAUAUAUCUAUUUUAAACAGUUGUUCUUUUUAUAUUAAAAUGAUUGUAGACUAUAACCUAAUUUAUGCGUCUGUUUUUUUAAUCCGGUGCAUUGUCAUUUUAAACUUGUGACAGAAAUCAGGUCACAUUCAUUGAUGUGAACCAGGUUUAAACCUGAAAAGCUUUUUUUUUUUUUACACCUUAAAUGUUGUUCUAUGAAUGCUGAAAAGUUUGUUUUUAUAUUAGACUUUUUAUUUGGUUUUCAUUGUUUUGAGAAUGACUGGGGAAAUAACAAGCUCACACAGGUUUGCUAGCAACUUCAAAAGUUUGGAUCGCCAAAUGAUGGUCCACAAUCAAGAGGUUCAGAACCUUCUAGGACCUCUUUCACUACUCUGUCACAUCAGUGGUGACAGGAUGACAGACAGGUUUAAGCUCAGAUCAGAGUCUUCAGCUUAUAAGAAGGAUGAAAGCAUUCCAGCCUCUUUGACACAGUUGUGCAAAGAGCUGGAGGAGAGAAUCAUCCAGAUAUCACAACAUUACUCCAUCUGCCAUGAAGACAGAGAGUCUCUGACUGCAGUGUUGACCUCUGAGCUGGGCCUGAUCUGGCAGAACCUGAAAACCCCAUCUGUGGACACCACACUGUCCCAGGAAGAGAAAGUGCAGCUGAACUGCCAAACCUUCAGUGAAGUGCUGCACAUCUGUGUCCAGCUGUUUCUUCACUACCUGCAGGUGAUGAAAACUCUACAGAGGCGAGGGGUCUUCAGUGACUGUGCCAAUCGCAGAAGGGUGGCAGCUCAGCUUGCUGUGGACUGUAGCAGACUUGAAUGUUCGCUCCAUAAGAUGCAGGAUUGUCACAGGAAUCAAGGCUGCACGGAAGGCCAGAACAAGCGCUGUUACACAGAAGACACUACUAACAUGCUCUGA